Messenger RNA from Rhea pennata, 1967 nucleotides. RefSeq names its product FERRY endosomal RAB5 effector complex subunit 3 (gene FERRY3). Lineage: Eukaryota; Metazoa; Chordata; Aves; Rheiformes; Rheidae. The record is from RefSeq and is a predicted model, not a curated record. Gene Ontology annotation, cellular component: cytoplasm. The transcript has 14 exons. The coding region runs from base 163 to 1815 and encodes 550 amino acids. Gene Ontology annotation, biological process: regulation of mast cell degranulation.
GGGCUCCUCGCGGCCGAAUCUGCGCCUGCGGACGCGCAGAUUAGACAGGAGGGGCGGGAGCAGGCCCGCGUCACCUCUUUCCUCCAUCCCCGCGCGGGAGCUGGCCGCCUCCGCUCCCGUGCCGGCCUCCCCGCCCGGGACUCAGGAAAUUAUCUCAAGAAAAUGAAGUCGAACAAAGGAAAGGCCUGUACUAGAGAGAGAGACUUUGUAUACGAGUUCAGUGCUGGAAAUCAACAUUCAGUGCUUACAGUGCCUCUCAAAUUCCCUGUGCAAGAGAACAUUAGUCACCUACAUGGACGUUUAAUGCUUCUGCAUAAUCUACCAUGUGUUAUAGAAAACGACCUGAAGCAAUCACUUAAUAAGUUCAUAGAAGAAGAAACUAUAAAAGAUUACGACAGAGAAGCUGAAAUGGCUCUGGAAGCUGUAAAAUCGGGAAAAGUAGAUAUAAACCAGUUGGCAGAUACUUGGGCUAAAGCUUAUAAAGAGACAAUGCUAGAAUAUGCAAAACCUGAGGAAACCAGUUGGGAUGAAGAUUUUGCAGAUGUUUAUCAUGAUCUGAUACAUUCUCCAGCCUCUGAAACACUGUUAAACUUGGAACAUAAUUAUUUUGUUAGUAUCUCAGAAUUAAUAAGCGAAAGAGAUGUGGAACUGAAAAAACUCCGGGAAAGACAAGGAGCAGAAAUGGAUAAGGUGAUGCAGGAGCUAGGGAAAUCACUAACAGACCAAGAUGUAAAUUCAUUAGCAGCUCAGCAUUUUGAAUCUCAGCAGGAUUUGGAGAACAAGUGGACCAACGAGUUAAAACAGUCUACUGCUAUCCAGAAGCAGGAAUAUCAGGAGUGGGUUAUAAAACUGCAUCAGGACCUGAAGAAUCCUAACAAUAGCUCAAUCAGUGAUGAAAUCAAGGUUCGGCCCAGUCAAUUGAGAGAAUCUGUAGAAGGAAAUGGAAGAAUUUAUGAAGAGCAAAGACUGUUAGAAGAAAGUUUUACUAUUCACUUAGGAGCUCAGUUGAAGACCAUGCAUAAUUUAAGAUUACUGAGAGCAGAUAUGUUGGACUUCUGUAAACAUAAAAGUAAUCAUCGAAGUGGAGUAAAACUUCACAGACUUCAAACUGCAAUGUCUCUCUAUUCAGCUUCUCUCUGUGGCCUGGUUUUAUUAGUCGAUAACCGUAUCAGUUUGUAUAGUGGCAUCAAAAGAGAUUUUGCAACUGUUUGCCAAGAAUGCACGGAUUUCCAUUUUCCUGGAAUUCAAGAACAGCUUGAAAUUAUCCAGAAGGUUGUACUUAAGGCCAGAGCUCAGCGUAGCAGUAAGUCGAAAAGACAUCAUGGAAACAAAAAUAGCGGGAAUGAAGAUAAAUUCAAGAGUAUUGAACGAAACCAGUCAAAUAUUAUGCCGGGAGAAUUCUACAUCACUCGCCAUUCAAAUCUUUCUGAAAUUCAUGUUGCUUUUCAUCUGUGUGUGGAUGAUAAUGUAAGAUCUGGUAACAUAACUGCUCGGGAUCCUGCAAUAAUGGGACUCAGAAAUAUUCUCAAAGUUUGUUGCACACACGACAUUACUACAGUUAGUAUUCCUCUCCUACUGGUACAUGAUAUGUCAGAAGAAAUGACCAUUGCAUGGUGCUUGAAGAGGGCAGAGCUUGUUUUCAAGUGUGUCAAAGGUUUCAUGAUGGAAAUGGCCUCAUGGGAUGGAGGAAUUUCUCGGACUGUACAGUUCCUGGUACCACAUACAAUUUCUGAGGAAAUGUUUUACCAGCUAAGUAAUAUGCUUCCCCAGAUCUUCCGAGUGUCCUCGACGCUGACUCUCACCUCUAAGCACUGAAUUUUGUGCAGCAGUAAGGUGUAUCCUGUUGAAAAAGGAUGAGACUAAUGAGAUAUUGUAGUGGAAUGUCUCUUUUCUGAAGAUUGAUUAUUCUGAAUUGGAAUUUGUUACAAUUUCAAGAAUAAUAUAAUAAAAGAUGUAUGCUGUCUAUA